AACUCGGAUUCUUUUGGGGCAUUACCGCGAGGGAGAAAUAUAUAACAAAUACAGCAGGAAACCAAGGGGGACACAAAAAGGAGAAGAAACUAGAGUGAGAGAGAGAGCGAGGCAAAUCAAGAGCAAUCAAGUUUUUGAGGAGAAUUUUCAUGUCCAUCUUGCCGUCCCUGAAUCCCGGUUCAACAUCGUCGUCUGACUUACCUUCUCAAUCUUCUUCUACAUCCAACCAUGGAUUCCUCUAUUCUAAUUCUCUACCCCAACCCCAUCAAAUCCCCGAUUCUCCUCCCCCGCCCCAUCACCUCUCAGGUCAAGUGGCUCCCGCUGCACACACUUCUGUUGGAUCUUCCGAACAGGUGAAGGGGCGGGAGAGGCAGAACCAUGGAAAAGGUCCUAUUCAUCCAAAUCGUGGCAAAACGCUGCAUCCAGAAGAUGCUUCUCAUGUGCAGAUUGGAUCUUCUGAUUGGCGCAGUCAUCAGGGUGCUGUAUCUUCUAGCCCCCGAACGAGCUCUGGACAUUCUUCGGCUGGAAAAAAAGCUCAGAUGUUUAACGGGAACCACUUGUUAAAUUUUCAAUAUGAUCCUCUUCCUGUUUCUCGUCCACAGUCCAGGACACCUCCACCACGAAGACAACAAAAGAGAAAACCUUAUAACAAGGACUUAUUUCUUCAAGCAAACUACCGAUUUGUAGUGCUAGACUCUGGGAAUUAUGCGGCUGAGUCUAUGGAUCCUGAUAAGAUGUUAUGUUGGGAGAACAUUAUUUGUUUGAAGUAUUCCACUCCUUCUCAUGUCCAGUGCCCCAUAUGCUUGGAUGACCCCUUAUGUCCCCAAAUAACCUCAUGCGGUCAUAUCUUCUGUUUCCCAUGCAUUUUGCAAUACUUUUCCAUGGAUGAAGAUCAUCUUAAAGACGAGUGCUGGAAAAAGUGUCCAUUGUGCUUCACAAUGAUUUCUUCAAAGGAUUUGUACACCGUUCGUAUCGAGAAUGUCAAGCAGUACCAUGUUGGCGAUGAAAUCGAAUUUGUGCUACUGACCCGCCAAAAGGGUUCAUUUAGCUCUUCUCUUAAAAACAGUGGAAGUGUUGAUAUUGAGGAGGAUAUUCUGCGCUCCUUCUCAAAGUUCACCUUGACUUCGGAUGUAGAACUGUCUGUCAGAGAAGCAAUGUCAGAUCUAGAUAGUUGGAUAGCCAGAGCCGACUCAGGCCUAGUUGACGACAUUGAAAAACUUCCAUAUGUUUGUGCCGCAAUGAAACAUUUGGAGCAAAGGAAAAAAUAUUGGAAUAAGUUUCGUAUUUCUAGGGGCGAUAAGGCAAGUGCAAGUUUUGAUGGAACUCCACCAUCUGCAAUUGCGGAAGCGAAUUAUAGUGCAAAUGGAUUUGUGCAAGGAGCAAUCUCUAGGAAUAAGAGUGAUAAGUCAGGUUCGUUUGUAAAAUCAUCUAUAAGUAAAGUGGCUGGUGAGUUAUGUACACCUCAAGUUGCAGGGUUCAGUGAAUCAUUACAAGAUCACGAUAGAUCACCAAAUUCUUCACAGACUCUCUCUAAUGGCAUCAAAGAGAGGAAAGAUGGGGAUGCAUACAAUUUCUACCAGGCUGUUGAUGGUCAGCACAUCAUACUUCAUCCACUAAGCAUGAGGUGUGUUCUACACCAUUAUGGUAGCUAUGAAGGGCUUCCUAACAGAAUCACUGGAAAGAUCUUACAGUUGGAGACAGUGACACAAUCGGAAGCCAUUAGGCGGCGCUAUCGAUUUUUAAGCCAUUUCUCCUUGACAACAACAUUUCAGCUUUGUGAAAUCAACCUGGCUGAUACAUUACCCGCUGAAUCGACUUCUCCCUUUAUGGAUGAAAUCAAGAAUAGAGAAAAGCAAAGAAAACAACUCGCUAAGAAGGAACUCAAGGACAAAAUUAAAGCUGAAGCCGAGAGCAGUCAGUUUGUGCAUGUACCAUAUUACUCGUAUGAAGACACUCCCAGCUUUUCCAUGGAUGACUUUGAAGCCUUGGGAACUUCUGCUGUGGCAUCAUCAUCAUCAUCAAGGCCUCUCACCAUUGGGGAAAAGCACUCUUUUUCAAAUGUUGCAAGGCUUGGUUUUGCUGCUGCUCAUGAUUCUCCUUCUCUCAAAUUUGACGAAAUCCAAACGGCCCUAGAGAUGGAUAAGCCUGAUGAAUCUUCUAGCACAAUUGGUUCGAGAAACGUUGGGGGUGCCUCAUUUGCCAAUAUAACAUCUAGAGCCAAAAAAGUGGAAGUCCCGCCGCAAAUUCCUAGCAAGGGGAAUGAAGUGGUGAAGAAGGGGAAAAAGGCAACCCGAAUUCUCAUGUCCACAGCAGGUGGAAGGCGCUAUUGAAGAAACUUGUGUGUCUGUGUCUUUGUACUUUGAAGAAUUUAAAUUUGUCUAGCAAAUCCCUAAUGUGUAUUAACAACAUGCUUGUUGUUAUUAGGACUUGUGCUUUUGUUCGGUGAUAUGAAAUAAUUGCUGUUUGGAUAUCUUAUAAUAUCUGACUAAAAUAUGAACAAGUUAUACAAAA
Molecule: messenger RNA, 2511 nt
Organism: Erythranthe guttata (spotted monkey flower)
Lineage: Eukaryota; Viridiplantae; Streptophyta; Magnoliopsida; Lamiales; Phrymaceae
Product: RING/U-box superfamily protein
Biological process (GO): positive regulation of transcription by RNA polymerase II
Molecular function (GO): metal ion binding; transcription cis-regulatory region binding
Source: RefSeq, a predicted model, not a curated record